Messenger RNA from Cicer arietinum (chickpea), 1731 nucleotides. RefSeq lists its product as uncharacterized. Gene Ontology annotation, molecular function: peptidyl-prolyl cis-trans isomerase activity. The record is from RefSeq and is a predicted model, not a curated record. Gene Ontology annotation, biological process: protein peptidyl-prolyl isomerization. Lineage: Eukaryota; Viridiplantae; Streptophyta; Magnoliopsida; Fabales; Fabaceae.
AUAAUUAUAAAAUGAAAUUCCUAUAUAUCUCAAUGUGUUGUUUAAUCAAACUCUUUGGUUAAUCAUUGAGCUCAGUUAUUCACAGCUUUAUGGGCUUCAUUUUAAUUGUUAAAAAAUGUUAUUAGAAGAUUCCAUUUUCAAAAUGAAACCAAACAAACAAACUACAAGUUGUUUUUUGAGCAUAGGCAAAAAGGCAACUCAAAUUGAAAACGACAAAAUUGUAUGACUCUGUCUUUCUAUAACUGUUUUCGAUCUCAAUUCUGUACUCUCAAAAUUCCCAUUCUCAUUAUUCCUUUUUCUUCUUCACUUGAAAAAAUAGUCAACUAGCUUGUAACCUUUGUUUUGCGGUCAACGCCUCAUCAAUUUUUUCUGAGUUCCGAAAUCUCUUUAAUGGGUCGUAAAAACAGUGAACCGAACUCAAUUUUAUCAAACCGUUUGAUUCUUCUUUUGGUGUUUUUGGUUUCUUGCGGUUUGGCCUAUGUUUUCCUCUCUGCUGUAACAAGAAGCAGAAGCACUUCUGUUUCAGAGUUUGGAAUUGGAUCUUCGUUGGUUUUGGUUGGUGAGAAUGUUGUUGGAGGGUGCUGUAAAGGGAUUGAACAUUUGGAGCUUUGGGGUUCAGCUGUGAAAUGGGGUUCUGAAUUCAAACUCAGCACUUCUGAAGGAUGUUGUAAUGCUUGUAAAUCCAUGUGUACUGGGAAAGAUGGACCUUGUCUUUGUGAUUCUUGGGUGUUUUGUGGAAAUCGUCAGGCUUGUGGCUCCAAGUUUGGUGAGUGUUGGUUGAAGAAACAAAAGGACAGCUUAGCCCCUGAAAAGCAAGAAGCAGGGCCUCUUGGGGGGACGGUUAUUUGGACUUCUGGUCUCAUCUUUGGAAAAGGAGAAGGUAUUAUUGGAUUGGAAACUGAAUAUGGAACUCUUCAUGUAAAACUUUUCCCUGACUGUGCUCCACACACUGUUGCCUACAUUCUAGAAUUGUUGCCUUUGCGCCAUUGUGCAGGCUGCCAAUUUUACCGUGCAGAAAGCCGAGGUCAAUCAUGGGAUUCAGAAGGAAACCAUAUUAAAAAUGCUGGUUUUGGCCCACCAUUUGCAUUAAUUCAAGGGACAUUGGAAGCACAAGGCACACCAUUCAACAAACUUCCCAUAGAAGACUGUCCCAUUUUAAGAAGGGGCUCAGUUGCUUUGAUUGGUUCUGGCCCAGAAUUCUUUAUUAGUUUAGCUGAUCAUUCAGAGUGGAAACAAGAAUACACUGUCUUUGGUUCUGUUCUUCCAGAAGACAUGGAUGUUGCUGAGAAAAUUGCUACACUCCCUACUUUAUCUGAUGUUUGGAACAAUGUUCAUGUGUCUGUGUUGGAAAAACCUGUUCCUAUCUUGCUCAGAAGAAUCAAUAAAAGCCAACAAGAUUGAAAAUUUUGAAACAAUGUGUUGGUUGGUGCUUGUAGGUUGCAAUUCUUUUGGUUCCAAAGCUUAUAAGUAUUUUCAAACUGUUCAUAAAAAUAUUUUCUGUGUAAUUUCUUCAGCCUUUUUUUUUUAUCUUUUUCUUCACUUAAUUUUGUUUUUGUUGUUACUCUUUUGGGAUGGACAUUUACUCUUCAGCCUUUUUUGUAACUUUUUCUGCAACACCAUAUUGUCGAUGUAUUGUCCACUUUGAGCAAUUUGUAAGCCCUUAACGAUUUUGUCAUUUAUAAAAGGCACCUCACUAGAUUGAGGAGUGUGAGUGUUUAUAAACUACUCUCA